This is a messenger RNA of Serpula lacrymans var. lacrymans S7.9, 2280 nucleotides long. RefSeq lists its product as uncharacterized. NCBI's taxonomy places the organism in Eukaryota, Fungi, Basidiomycota, Agaricomycetes, Boletales, Serpulaceae. The coding region runs from base 1 to 2187 and encodes 728 amino acids. Gene Ontology annotation, molecular function: phosphatidylinositol binding; protein binding. The record is from RefSeq and is a predicted model, not a curated record. The transcript is spliced from 8 exons. Gene Ontology annotation, biological process: plasma membrane tubulation; endocytosis; endosomal transport. Gene Ontology annotation, cellular component: cytoplasmic vesicle; plasma membrane.
AUGGCUACAUUACCUCGUCCCACCAAAACCAUUCCCGUUUCCUCUUCGGCUUCAUCUCCUCAAGACACCAAUGUAUCUCUUCGCAUAGAGUCCCAGUUUGAUGCCGGUAUCAAUUCUUCAACUGCUUGGACUGAGCACCUUGAACGAGGAUCCUUGUCAGAUGACGACCCAGACGACGAUCCUGAUAUAUCUAACCAGAAGGGUUGUCCUGCGCGUGCGCUGUAUCAUUUUGAAGGGAAAGUAGAAUUCAGGGAGCUCAACGUAGACGCCGGUGAUGAAUUGGAUGUUCUGAAGGAAGAAGUUGGCGACGGGUGGAGUUUAGUGAGAAACGAGGGCGGAGAGAUAGGCCUAUUGCCUCGUUCAUAUUACACGUUUACUUCCGAUUUCUCUGCGGCUCCAACUUUGGAUAUACCAUCCUUUCAUAGAAAGAAGGAGGCCUCAAGUAGUUCGCUAACACCUCGUGGAUCUCCAAAGGGAGAGUCUCAGUCAUUACCAAUUGUCCCUCAAAAUACAGGAGAGUGGCGAAAUGCAUUGCCUAGCUUCCGUCAAAGUCUUUUGGGGGGCAAGAGUUUGAAUCGUUUCUCGACGUUUGUUACAAGCGGUGCAGAAGAAUGGGUCCUGAAUGGUAGUGCUGCAGAAGCCGAAGCCCUUGAAGCUGAAGGCUCUCAUCAAAGACUGCCCAGCCAGUCCAGCAUUGCAGACGAUGACGAUAACAACAGAUUAAGCAGCCUUGCAACGGGCGAGGCCGAUCGACACUUCGUUGAUGCAGGCCCCGCUUGGCAAACAAAAGUCCCCCCAUUUCGAGUCUUGGUACACUCUCCAUCGAAGCGUACAUCUGUUUUGUCUGGUGCCUACACUAUCUAUAACGUAACGUCGCUGUUCUACCCCUCUAUUCCAGAGGAAGAAGACCUGGCAGAGUAUGGCUAUGCCCCUCCUGCCUCUCCUACUCGCAUCACAGUCCAUCGUCGCUUCUCUCAUUUUGUCGUGUUACACACUGCGCUCACGAAGCGGCUACCAGGCAUAGCAUUACCACCGCUACCUGAGAAGCAAUACGCAGGGAGGUUCAGUACGGAUUUUGUUGAAGCUCGGAGAGGAGACCUUGAGAGGUAUAUUGGGCGCAUCGUGCGGCACCCGAUUGCAAGGUAUGCGGAAGUUAUGACGUCUUUCCUGGGGUGUGAAAGCGAUUCGGAGUGGAAGCGUUUGGUACCUCAGCAUCUCGCAUUGCCAGCGGCAGGACCUUCCUUUUUCGCCCGUGUUUUCCAUCCAGCAUUUAAUGUCGAUGCAGAAGAUGCAGCAGAAACCGUAAACCGAUUCGAUGGUCACCUACGAUCCGUCGGUAAAGGUGUCCAAGGCCUAAGAAACAUAUUCGGCCGUGUUAGAGAAGCAAGGCUAGAGAUGUCCAAGGCUGAGCGAUUAUUGUCAUACUCAUUAUUAUCCUUGAUAACGUCGAAACCUCUGGCGUCGGCUCCGAUGAAUGGUAUAAGUGAAGAAGAGGAAGGCGAUGAAAGUGACGCUAAGGUCAGGGGCCCCCUGAACAGCCAAGGUGCUUGGUGUUGGCGUGAAGAUUGUAAAGAUUGUCUCAGCUUGAUGAAAGCUAUGGAUAAAACAUCAGAAACAUUGCAGAGCGUCGCAGACCUAUAUGAUGAUCAUGCGAGGAGGACGCAAUUGGCUACUCACGAGUCCUUGAAGAGUGUGGCUCAUCCGUUCGCUAUGUAUGAAGGUGUCAUUGAAACUCAUAGAUCUACUCUUUCGCGUUACCAUGGCGCUAUCAAAGAAGACUGUGCAAACGAAGACGUUGCAGGACGAUGCGAGACAGUAUUGAACACGACCAUGGCCGAAAUGGAAACAUAUCACGCGCAGAAACUGGAAGAUUUCAACACCGUCACCAGGGAACAUCUAGACGGCGAGAUCGCAUUUUAUGAACAAGUCUUGGUUAGACUGAGGAGCGCACGGCGAACUUUCGACUCACCUCAGUACGACAUACUAAGCAAAUCACCUCGUCAAGCGUCUAGAUAUGAGCGCGAACUAGAGAAUCCAAAUCUCGCACCAUCUCCCCUCUCACAGCCCUGUCCGCACGUAUAUGAUUCAGCUCCUAUGAGACCGGUCAGUGUCGCAAUACAAGAAGGGGUGGGAAUGAUACUUGGAGGCACUUCCGGACGAGCAAGUGUGUUUGGAAAGUUCUGGUAGGGUGUGUGGUAGUGAGACGGACAUCCUGUUUUGACUACACCCUCUUAUUUGAUUGAUACUUUUCUUGUAAGACUCAAAGUAUAAAUAUCAGAC